ACGGUUGAAAACCAUUAGAGACUGAUAGUGUAACGUUUUUUUCGGUGGGUCAGUCCGAGUCAAAUGGUCUACAGCAAGUAUCUGGUUCCCUUUUGCCUAACAACUUACCACAUUCGUGAGCAGGUGUAAUCAAAACCAACCGUAAUGUAACAGCCUGGCUAAGGAAUAAAAUUUCAUUGUGUCAGUUCCCGCGAAUUUCUUAUGAACAUGGAGAAGUUAUAAAGUUUCCGUCCUUGGAUUCUGCCUUAUCCUUGGAUGAAGCAAGUGGCCUUUCAACUCCUCCAGUUUACACACUACUCAGCUGUGUGUUGAAUACGCAAUCCAUCAUGUGAAAUCAGCUAUAGCCUCUGAAGUUGAUAUCAGUUCCACUAGUAUGUUCGUUAUGCGUAAAACAAAUGAUUCGGGCGUUUUAUACAACCGGGAAAAUGGACCGAUUUUGUUAGUGGUGAAAAAAAAGUAGUUAAGACGAGUUACCUAAUUCUCAAAGGCAGAGGAGAAUAGGUAGUGUAGUCCAGUAUCCUAACAUGAUGUUCAAAGCAGCUCUGGAUCGCUGUUUACAAGAAACUGAGCGAAAGCUCGCUGGCCUUCAGCUGACAGGCUACGUAGAUGCUGACACUGAAGACCAGGAAUCAACACCCAUCAUUCCCUGUUCCUCACCUGCAUCUCCAGAUGACCCCUCCCAUGCACUAGUCUUGCCACAUGCACAAGCAUUUUCAAUCACCCAAGAUCAACAGAAUCUCAGACCUAACAGUGCACAGGAAUCUGUAGGGUCUGGAGAAGCACCUUCAUCUCUAGCAGGAACCUUGGAUGAUGGGCCAGAAAUCGAAAGAUUUGUACUACAACCUGCACCAGAGGGUUCUCUUAUUAAAUGCCGUAUAUCCAGAGACAGGAAAGGCAUGGACAGGGGACUUUUUCCUACUUACUUUCUUCACAUGGAAAGAGAUGAUGGAAAAAAGGUCUUUCUCUUAGCUGGUCGGAAACGAAAGAAGUCGGCCACCUCCAAUUAUCUUAUCUCAGCAGAUCCAACAGACUUGUCAAGAGGAGGUGAAUCUUUUUGUGGGAAGCUAAGAUCAAAUUUGUUAGGAACACAAUUUACGAUAUACGAUGGAGGAGAAGGUAAAAAGAAAUUGACUUCUUCUACAACAACAGAAAAACCAGGUUCUAGGCAAGAACUAGCUGCUGUAGUUUACGAAACAAAUGUAUUAGGCUUCAAAGGUCCAAGGAAGAUGACUGUAAUAUUACCAGGAAUGACAACAGACCACCAAAGAGUAGAAUUCCGACCAAGUGUAGAACAUGACAGUCUUUUAGAUCGAUGGAAGAGCAAGAACAUGGAUCAGUUAAUUGAAUUGGGGAAUAAGACACCUGUCUGGAAUGAUGACACACAAAGUUAUGUUCUCAAUUUCCAUGGCCGUGUAACUCAAGCCUCUGUCAAAAACUUUCAAAUUGUUCAUGAGAGUGAUGUUGAUUAUAUCAUCAUGCAAUUUGGGAGAGUGGCAGAGGAUGUAUUUACAAUGGACUACCGAUACCCUAUGUGUGCACUUCAAGCGUUUGGUAUUGCACUCUCUUCAUUUGAUUCCAAACUAGCCUGUGAAUAAUAUAUUUAGUUUAAAUAUAGAAAAUAUCUUUCAAAUGAUGCGAGUGAAAUGGUGUAUUGCAACUGAGGUCUGUUAUGGUACAUUUAAGGCAUAAACGAUACAUUGUAAAGUGUCUACGUCAGUGUUUGUACCAUGCUGCCUAAUGCCUUGUUCAAUUAUUCACAUUUCCUAAGCUAAGGUGGAAUGCGAUGCUUGUACUUUGCCACUAGGUAUUGUUGGUUUCACAACAAAUUCUUGUAUUUUAUGUAAAACAUAAAUUUUAAGAAAUGUCACACAAUUAAAUUGGAGUGGAUAUUCUUAAAAUCACCAUUUGUUACCUCUGUGUACAUGUAUAUAUUAUAUAUAUGAGUGACAUACUAACUAGCACCUACCAAAUAACACUGGUAAGCUUCAAAAGUAUAUAAGUACUAUAGGUAUAUAGGGUUUAAUUUUUCUUUUCUAAGACUAUAGCCUUGUCCUUGCUAAAACUGUGAGAAAUGGAAUGCUGUACAUUAAUAGCUAAAGUAAAAAGGUUCACACUUAAUCAUGAUCUUUAAAUUGAGGUAUGGAUGUACAAAUUUAGAGCAGUACCAUUGAGAGAAUACAUGUAUGAAUGUGCUCAUAGCUACUACAGUAGUGUACAGUGAUCUUUUAAAAGUUUGAUGUUGAAUUUAAGAAAAGGGGACUUUCGUACCCAGCAUUAGAAGUUGCAGUACUUAAGUCAGGAUCUCAGAUUAUAAAAUUGUAAAUUAACUUCUUGGUACUAAAAUGAUUUGACAGUAACUUAAUACAUGAAUACAUAUACGUACCAUCUUAUUCUGUUUAUUUACUCAAGACAAGGUUAUCAUAAUCCUUUGAUAGUCAUUUGAAAUAAACUGACCAUUUUAAAAUUUGUACCUCAGAUAUAAAUUAUUUAAGAAUGCAUGUGCAAUGACAUGCAAGAUAUAAAUAUUUAUUUAAGAUGUGCAAUGACAUGCAAGAUAUAAAUAUUUAUUUAAGAAUGCAUGUGCAAUGACAUGCAAAAACAGGAACGGGCAAUUCCUACAGAAUUUGCUAUCACAAUCAUUACUCUGUAGGCUCUUAUCAAAUAGUUCUCUACAAUCAACUUGAAAUAUCAGAUAUAAAUAACAAUAAGCAUGAAAGAAGAAAAUGGGAAAGAAAAUACUUGAGUAUUAAAAAGUAAGAAUACUAUGAAAUCAGACAGGAUAAUAUUUGCUUUAAAAUUAGUUAUCCAGAUGGUAACUCCAUACUUAAAAUUAUGGACUAAAAUGGCAAAAGUUUGAUGGCAACUUAUUGAAAAAAAAUUUAUAACUAAGAUUUGUACAUACAUGGUACUACUAGUGUAAUGCUAUAUUUGAACGGUCACAAAAACAUAAGUAACCAAAACAUUACAAUAAACUAGUAUCUAAAAGAAAAGGCGGAACAUGAACAGGAGCAGUUGAUGUAUAGUUAUAGUAAAUGAAAAACUUAAUAGAUGGCAUCACUAACGCCAGGAAAACACGGCAGUCAUAAUCAAGAGUAAGUCUGAGAGGCCAAAUUUACUCUUACUAUAUUUUACACUAGUUACAACACUUUUCAUGAAUAUUUGCAACUAGAGGGUAUUCAAAGACCUUCUUACAGGCAUCACUGCCUUGUCCUAAUUCAACUAUAUAAUACUAUCACACUGAAAGAGGUAUAAGUUUCACUAUAAUCAAAGAAUACUGGGUAAUCAAAGAAUGCUGAGAGUUUACAUUUGAUUCCUUCCAUUCCAACAAACAGAUGUCAUUGAAAAGUCUACAAAAGAGACUAAAGGCAGGCCUUAAAAUAAUCAAAUAUUUCAAAUAAAGAAUAAAAAUAACAGUUCUUACUACUUUAUUUCAAUUAUGGUCAUUAGUGUCGAAAGACUCCUGCCUUUGUAUAAAAGUUGUUUUCAUCUUAAAGCCCUGUCCACACAGUCGAGCUUUGCCCAACAAAAUUUGUUCGAUGUGACAUCAGAAGUGGGAAAAGUCAGAACCUUAUCCGCUGUUUCUCCGCCUCUGACGUCUCAUCGAACAGUUCGACACCGGACAGGCCUUAAGAAAUAGAUUUUUACAUGAAAACAUAUCUCCAACCAACUAGUCACUCAAGUUCCUAAUGAAGAGAACUAAAGUUAUAACUAUGUAUUGCUAUACUUUUUCUUUUAACAAAAACUGUAACUGCGUCUUCUAAUUUCCCUCAAUCAUUUAAAGUGCAGGAAACCUGAAUUAAUUAAUUCUGCAAACUUGUAGACUGAAUGUUACUUGUACUAAAUAUCAUUUUGGCCUUUAGAAAUGAAACUUGCCUAAAGAAACUUUCACCAAGUAAAAAAGCCUAGAAAAACUUUUAAGUAAAAAAAAAUAAAUAAGGAAUUCACAAACUAUAUUAAUGUAUUGCUCUCUUAUCUUGUUUGAAAAAGUUCUCCUUUCUCAUAUGUACUGCUAUAAAUGUAUGUAAAGUCUUUAAAUUUAUAACAGUCUCCAAACUGUUAAUUCAACGUUUCAAAUCAAACUACCACAUUUAAGAGUCAUACAUCAUCAUUCAUAGACUUAAUAUUGGAGCCUGCAAGUCUAAUUUAAUUUUACUAGGAUCGCUAUCUAUCCUGAGUCAAUGUUUAACAAAUAUUUAAAAUGUAAGCAAAAUUUGGAGUUUUACAAGAUCUGGCAAUGUAAUUAACAGUAGGUACAAAACAUCAGAAAAUUUCUUGUAAAAAUCCCAAAUUUUAGUCGAUUUCAUGUUUUAAUCCAUCUGUAACAUACAUUUCUAAAAACAGUUUUGAAAUUUAAAAAAAUUAAAUUAUUCUAACAUCAUUAUUAUAUAAUAAUUCGUAGUACAGUGAAUGCAGUGUAUGACUAAGCAUUGUUCUACAACUUAUUUCAAACACAUGACUACAAGAAAGGAUACACUACAUGUCUUGACACUAAAACUUAAUUUUCACUGUACUCAAGUUGAAAACCUUCCUUCUCAAAUCAGGAUACUAAUCUAUCCUGCUGUGGUGCCUUAAGGAUUACCAUUUUCCAUUCAGUUCUGUUCUAUCAUGAGAUGUGUACCAACAUCAGUUUCAUGACCAUCUUCCUAAUAUCAUCUCUCACUAUGAACCUCCAUCAUAGUAGUAUAUCUGUAGUAUAUUUUAAAGCUACCUCCUCGUGAAUGAAAAUCCUUAUCACAAAUAUAACUGCUUUGCCUUGUACCUGAGACUGUAUUAGUUAAACUUCACAUGAACUAUAAUGUUAUCUCGUCAAAUCCUAUAUGGCAUUGCAACUGGAUUUUAAAAACUUACACUCACUAAUUUUUGUAUAUAAAUCAUUUAAAUAUACAAAAUGAGACUUGUAUCACUUUAUUAUAGCCAAUUAAAAUUUUUCAAAUACUUAAGGAAUUAUAAAAUAGAACUAACCUACCAAAUCUGAUAGCAUUCACCUAAGGCUGGAUAUAAAAUACUCAAUAUCAUCUGCACUGAAAGUUAACAAUAAUUUUCCAGUUAAUUGACUUGUGCCGGCCAAACACCAUUCCAACUUUUAGAUUUAGCACAGUUCCUGACAUAAACACUGUAAUAUGUACACAGGCUACUUUCAAUGUUAAAAUAUAUAGCACUUUUCAUAUUCUGACAUUGUUAGUGCUAAUAUAUACUAUUUUGAUGCAAAUGAUUGUGCUGGUCACAGUUAGUCUUGGAACACACAAUUAUAAUUUUCAAUUAAGAAUUGUCAACACAAUACAUCUGAUAAGCCAUGGGGCUACAGCUAUUUGCCACAUGCUCUUGCCUUCUGUUAUGGCCUUCACAAUAAGUAAGGUUCAUAAUCAUAACAGUGCGAAGGGCACAAAAAUUUAUGGAAAGAGUACAGUAACUUUUAGUUUAUAAACUUUUUGCAGUAAAUGAAGAGACAGCUGGAUACAUAAUUUUACAGCAUAGAAUGUACAGUCAUUCUCAAACAUAAUCAGUUUCCUAGGAACCAAAAUGAUAACAUUCCUCUUAUAAACAGUUAAGCUAUUUCACUGUUGCUUCACGACCACAGCACCCUCACUGGUGUGCUGUAUUUAUCUUAAUCUUUUCUGUUAUACCCUAUUAAAUUUCUCUGGACUUUCAACUAGCAAACUGUGCCUAAAUAUUUCCUCCAUCCCAGUUUCUAUAAAUCUGUCUAGAUAUACAUAUUAUACUACUGCCUUUUGGAACUUUCAGAUCCAUGUGUAUAAGAAAUCUUACCUUACCUUGCCUUGAUGACCAUAAUUCCAGUGUAACUGUAGCCCUUUAUGUUGUCAGUCCAUAAAUCUGCUGUCUAAUGGACUUUAGACAUCCCUCUUGUAUUUUCCAUAACCUCAAUCAUCUAUCAUUCUUAUCACAUUUCUGUGCCUCAACCACCUACAAUACAGGAGAUGGUAGUGAUGAAUAGCAAAAAAAAUGUAACAUCAUCCUUUUUUGCCUUGUCAUAAACAUCCAAUGUAAAUAAAAUGUAAUGUAUCCUAGCUUUGUGAACAUGAAUGAUAGGAAAAUCUGAGAAUAAGUUCAAGCACUAAAUGCAUUGUACCAAUGCAUACCUUGAAUUUUACCUUGUCAUGAGCUAACUUUAAGGAGAAAAAGUUAACUGUAAGGUACUACUGUACUUCUGUAGUCAAUGCUUUUAUUUCUCUUGGCUAUGACCAAGAAGAAAAUUCUCCAUGGUGUCAAGAAAAUAACUGGAACCCUUUAGUGAAGUGUGUUAGCUUUCUUAUCGCAUGCUGUACUUAUUUUGAAGCUCAUGAUUAAAUGUUGAGUGGUUGUAUGUCUAAAUCAAUUACGUAUUCUUGUGGCAGUACAAUUAUUGCAUCUUUACCUGUGAAACAUUUAGCACUCUUUACCUGAUGAUGGACUGUAGUGCUAUGUAUAUUACUAUAUGAAUGAGUAAAUGAUUCAUUUCUGACACUCCUUCCCUGACUUUACUGUUCUUUUCUUCUAAUUGGUAAAAAUGCACCUAACUUUUGCUGGGUUUAUGAUGCAUAUUGAACUAGCACUGAGCUGGUGUAAAUGUUAAUGCAGACUCGCUGACAAUGGAAACAUGAAUUUGAGCACAAAAAAUGGAGUUAAAUUUACAAUGCUUGCAAAAAAUGUUUAGGAACACUAUCUUUUAGUAUAUAUUUAUUUAUCAAACAAAAUCAAAUUGUAAAAUACAGUUACUUCUCUCUACACUAUGUAAAGUGGUUCCUCCGUAGUCUAUUCAACCUUGCUGACAGAAUAAUAAUCAAAAGUUUCCUUAUAAAUAAUGUACCCUUAAAGCAGUAAUAUAAAAGAAAUUUAAUGCUGUCCUCUGAUAAAAUGCUUUUUUUAUCAUAUAACUUUUGUAUAAAUAAGAUAGUAAAACUUAUGUACUACAUAAAUAUAGAUGAAAUUACACAUGACAUCACCAAAAAUGCAAUAAUAGCUUUCACUGAAAUUCAGCAGUAAAUUCACACACAUGCACAAAAAUAUAGCUUCAUACAAUAUUGUUAAGUUCAAGUUCAUAAACUGCCAUGACUUAAGGAAAAUUUACUAACAACAAGACAAAAAGAAGAGAGGGAAAAUGAUAAAUAAUUUUCACUAGAUUUCAUAAGUUCUAAUUAAAAUUCAAAAGCUUGGCUCGGUAUUAGUAAUUACAGUACAGUAAACUGGUUAACAAAUACAAUGGAGUAAACUGCAUUUGCACUCUGAAUGAAGGCCCCUUCAAAUAACUUGAAAAAUACAUGUACAGUACAUAGUGCAAAUACAAAAGCUGUUGUCACCCCCAUUUGAAAGAACAAAAUUUCUCAAUCAAUUCCUCUGAAAACCAACAAACUUCUAUAAUUUUCAUAACCUUGUGACAUGUAGAUUUUAACAUCUAAAGAAAAUAAUAUUUUUGAAGUUUUAUAGAAGUUUUAUAGACAUUUUUAAAACUAAAUGUUCAACUAAACUGAGCAAAAAUCUCAAAUCUGACAUGACUGCCAAACUAUAUAAGGGAUAACAAAAUACUUCCCCGCAGUAAGAUCAAAAGACUAAAGAAGUCUCUUGGACCACUCAUUUUUUGGUACAGUAUGCUGUAUUAUUAUUACUAUUAUUAUUAUUAUAAUUAUUAUUAUUAUUAUUAUUAUUAUUAUUAUUAUUCAAAAGCCUGGCUAGACCAAAAUGUCAUGAACAUUAAUUUUACAAGGUUACUAUUUGCUGACAUAAAAAAAUAAAUUACCAUAAGAUGUCCUUGUAACCUUCAUUGGAUUUAAUUUCAUUGUAAAAUAUGUGUACCUCACAGAAGUACUUUGAUGACAAAAUACGAGCAAGGCUUUUUUGGGAAUAUCCAAGUAAAUUGUAAUAUACGUAAGACUAAUGCUUAAUAAAUGCCUGUGAAGAACUUGUACUUGAAAAUAUUUGCAAAUGAUAGUAGUUUCAAGUAUGAAAAAUAGUCUCAUUACUUUACUUUCUUAUAAAAAUGCUUUUUUAAGUAUUAAAUGAAACACCCACUAACCUACUGGCAUCGACUACCAGAUACUUCAGACGUAGUUCUUCAGUUAGAUACUCUACUGCAAAGUAAUUCCUAAUUAUAGGGUAAGAUUAGCAGUGCUUAUAAGUACCUUAUUGACUGCAUUAGUGCUCAUUUCUUAUUACCUUUACGUCAUGUAUGAUGCCUUGUUUACUUUUAUCUCUUUGUAAUGAAGCUUCAAGAUUCCUUUAGGCCACUAUCAAUGACUAGUUGAUAAAAUUAAAAAAACUUCCUCUUGAGUAGUGCAGUGCUUCAUUUCUAUAAACAAAUUAGACAAUUUUCCUUAAUUUCUAAUCUGCAACUAGUUGAUACUUAGCAGAAUAGGCUAACUGUCUGGCUAGUUGAAAAGAAACCUUACCUGAUGGAAACACACUUAAUGGCUAACGGCCUUCACACACUUAUACAGUACAGUGCUGAGGUUACUGUAUAAGAUUACUUUUUUGAGCUAAGAUCUUGCCUAUUAUUAUAAUUACUUCAUUAAGCUUAUAUCAAAAAAGAAUAAAAUCAUUAGUGCAGCUGCUGUUCAUAGAAAUCUAGUUGAGACAGAAGUAACUGUAUGGUCAGGAAAGUGUUGUCAAAUACACACUGCAUUUCUAAGGGUUUACCUGAUUUUCCUUUUAAUUUAUUAGUUCAUUCAUCGACCAAUACUUUCUCAUGUAUAUUAUUAUUUUUGUAGUAGGAAAUGUCUAUAUGUAUUUAUAUAAAAAAUGUUUUUCUGUAGAUAAAGAGAAUUAUUUUGUUAGAAAGGCCGAUCUGUGGCAUCAGGUUAUGUGGUUAGCUUUCAAAAUAUAAUUUAUUAAAUCUUUCACAAUGAAACUCUGUGUAAACACAAUCCUUUAAAUUAAAAUCACUGGAACUUAUGCCAUGAAAUGUUUAUAAAUACUAAUGGACUGAAAUAUUCAUGGUCCUCCUCACUUAAGAUUGUUUCAAUUUAAUGGAAGUUUUGUCACAAUUUAUAAAAUGUACAGUAGCAAACUUGUACAAUUUAUAUGGCAUUGCCUUCACAAAACCCUACUAUUGUUUUCUUUGUUCUUAUGCUGCUGUAUCAGAAGUGAAAUAGACAAACCCAGAGUGGUAACAUUUCUGUAACAGGAAUUUAUAAGAAAUAGUAUUUCUAAAAGAAUGUGAACUUGUCUAUUAUAUCUGACCAACAUUAAUAUGUUAGUUUUAUGAAAUACAGGCCAAAUAAGAUAU
Macrobrachium nipponense is the source of this 9217-nucleotide messenger RNA. It is a transcript of the gene ktub, whose product is annotated as tubby protein homolog. Gene Ontology annotation, cellular component: cilium. Gene Ontology annotation, biological process: protein localization to cilium. The record is from RefSeq and is a predicted model, not a curated record. NCBI's taxonomy places the organism in Eukaryota, Metazoa, Arthropoda, Malacostraca, Decapoda, Palaemonidae. The transcript has 7 exons. The coding region runs from base 525 to 1595 and encodes 356 amino acids.